Molecule: messenger RNA, 6792 nt
Organism: Danio rerio (zebrafish)
Lineage: Eukaryota; Metazoa; Chordata; Actinopteri; Cypriniformes; Danionidae
Source: RefSeq, a predicted model, not a curated record
CAACUAAAGUAUAAAAUAUGAUAUCGUAGUGGACCACCCCUUUAACAUCCAACGUCAUGCUUGUUAACAUUAGUCAAUGCACCGUGAGUAAACCAACUCAAAAUGAACUAUAUUUCUAUUAACUAACAUGAACCAACACAUGUAUUGUUCAUGAGCCCCCACAUCCUCCGCUGGUUCUACCCCUGCACUGUGAAGAGCAUCCUGUCUGGCUGCAUCACCACCUGGUAUGGAAACAGCACCAGCAGCAAUCGCAAAGGCCUACAUAGGAGUGUGCGAACUGCGGGACGCGUAGUAGGAAGUGAGCUUCCCUCCCUCCAGGACAUCUACACCAGGCGGUGCAUGAGGAAAGCCAAGAGAAUCAUCAGUGACUCCAGCCACCCAAGCCGUAGACUUUUCUCUCUGCUGCCCUCAGGCAGACGGUUCCACAGCACGGUCACGCACCAACCGACUGAAGGAAAGCUUCUUCCCUCAGACUAUCAGGCUGACGAACACUUAACACAACACACACAGACUCUUCCACACGCCUCACUGCACACCAUCAAUAUGUAGCAUGCACUGCACUUUAACCAACCCAUACUAGAAACAAUACUGCCUACAACCAUGUGGACACCUAUUCAUUGCAUAUAUCGCCGUCAUCAUAUUUGCUCUCUUUGCAUUUUGUACAGUCUGGGGCCAGCACCUAAGCUUUUCACUCAUCAUAACACACGAUCUGCUGAUGAUGUGACAAUAAAGUGAUUUGAUUUGUUUAUUCCUGUUAGGAAAUGCAUUAACUAAUGCAACCUUAUUGUAAAGGCUGUAAAACAAAUUAUUGUAAACUCUUAACCAUUUUAAGAUACAUAUGUUUAUUGUAUACUGUGAUUAAUUUGUGUAUAAUCUCUCAAAUAUGAUUUAUAAUGAGGUAUAUCCUCCUGCAGUGUUUUCCUAUAUCAGUGUUGUGAAUCACCUUUCAGCGCUCCUCCAGCUGCAGGCAUCUGUACAGCUGGAUUAUCAGUGUUUGUUUCUGCUUUCCUCAAAUAGAUCUCCUCAUCAUGUCAGUGUGUGUGUGUGUGUGUGUGUGUGUGUGUGUUAGUGCCAUUGCUUCAUGAAUCUUCUGAUAAAUAUAGUCCUGCAGUGUGACGCUAUAGUAUAAACACUGCUGAGCGGCCGAUGCUCUGCACAAAUAACCACAAAACCAGAGCAGACUGACCCAACAGGAUUUAAUGAAAUGCUUUUCUCGAGGAAAUUCUAACCUAAUCUCUUUUCUUCUCUGAUUGGUGCUUAAUGAUGUGGGGGCGGAGUCGACCUGUCACUCAUAUGUGAUCCACCAAUAGCAAACCACAACCAUCCAUUAAAUCCCCAUGGAAUCAAGCCCCUCCCACACCAUUUCUGGCCAAUAGCUUCAACCCUUUAUCAGGCAGCAGAAGUCAUUAUGGAAGGUGUUCAGUGUGGAAAUGCAGGAGUUGCAGUAAAGAUGAACAGAAAAGAAGAUGAAGAUGAAGAAGGUGAAGCCUGUGAGCGCAAAGCAUGCUGGGAGCCCAGUGUUCUGUCCACCAUCGGGAAGGAGAUCGUUUAUUUCGCUGGUCAAGAGAUCAAAAUCUGGGAAUCUCUGGAUUCAUUCGGUGCCGUCAUCUGGCCUGCGGCUCUGGCUCUGUGUCAUUACCUCGAGUCCCACCAAUCGACGAUAGAUCUUCUGGACAAGGCGGUUCUGGAGAUUGGAGCGGGUACGGGUCUGGUGUCCAUCGUGGCCAGUCUGCUGGGAUCUUGGGUCACUGCGACUGAUCUGCCGGACGUCCUUGGGAACCUGAGAGCCAACCUGUGCAGAAACACCCGCGGCCGCUGCAGGUACACCCCGCAGGUGGAGGAGCUCACCUGGGGCUACGAGCUGGAGAAAACCUUCCCUCACUCGGUCUACAGAUACGACUAUAUAUUAGCAGCGGAUGUGGUUUAUCAUCACGAUUACCUGGCAGAACUACUGGUCACCAUGCGGCACUUCUGCCAGCCGGGAACCACACUCAUAUGGGCCAACAAAACCCGCUUCGGCACUGACCUGCUGUUUGUGGAGAACUUUAAAAAGAGCUUCAACACAAGAUUACUUGCAGACGACGGAGAGGUCAAGAUUUACGCCGCCACCGCAAAAGAGUCAGAAAUAAUGGAUGAAGAACAAGUGAAGGGAGAAGACUUUAAUGAAGAAAUAUUUAGAGAACAGAAACCUGAAUGUGGAAAUGAAGAUGCAGAGUUUAAAGAGUUAAGGGUUGAUAUGGAGGAAACAUUAGAGAUGGAGGAUGAUAUUGAGGACAGCUCAAACCCUGAACCACAGGAGAGUGAAGAAAAUAAAGACUGCAUACUGAAGGAUUCAACAUUAGCAGAUCAGAAAUUGGAGAAAGGAGAAAGCACAGAGAAGGACAAACAAGACGAGUGCAUUAAGCGAUCAUGGGCGCCGACUAUUUACUACAGACCUGGGAAAGAAGUUUAUCAUUUCAUGGGGGAGACCAUCACAAUUGAGGAGGCGCUGGAUUCUUAUGGAGCUACAAUAUGGCCAGCGGCGCGUGCUCUCUGCAGAUUCCUGGAAAGACCAGAGGGCAGACAAAAGAUUGAUUUACUUGACAAAUCUGUUCUCGAGCUUGGAGCUGGAACCGGCUUACUUUCAUCCAUCAUCACUCUUCUGGGUGCCAAACUAACUGCCACGGAUUUACCUGAGAUUCUGAGUAAUCUGACAUGCAACCUCAACAGGAACACAAGAGGACGGAGGAAAUAUGAGCCACGGGUCACAGAGCUUUUCUGGGGUGAAAAACUGGACGAAACCUUCCCCAAAUCCACACACCGAUACGACUAUGUGCUGGCCACAGAUGUAGUCUAUCAUCACGACUAUCUAACAGAGCUGAUGGCCACCAUGAGGCACUUCUGCCAGCCUGGAACUACUCUAGUGUGGGCAAACAAAGUCCGCUAUGCCAGAGAUCUGAGCUUCAUCGAUGACUUCUUCAGAUACUUCGAUGCCAGACUUCUUGAGGAGUUGGACGAUGUGAGGAUUUAUGUAGGAACCUGUAGGGAAGAUCAUCAUGUUCAGGAGAUAAAUGAGGGAGAGGAGGACGAUGCUGACUUUGAGUCGGAUAUUGAAGAAGCAAACUCUAUAAGAGAGACUGAAAAUGAUGUGGAAGAUGAGUAUAAUGUUGACUUUGAGUCAGAUAUUGGAGAAGUAAAGUCUAUAAGAGAGACUGAACAUGCUGUAGAUGAUGUGGAGGAUGAGCUGGAGUGUGUUGAUGAUCAUAGACUGCAAAAUGACAAGCAAGACUAUGAAGAACCAAAGGAGUGUGGGAGAUCUGCAGAGCAUGAGGAGCUCAAAGAAGCUGAAUCGGUUGACUCAAAGCCACCCGAGCGGAGAUCCUGGGCUCCCACAGUCUACUACAGUCUGGGGAAGGAGAUCUACAGCUUUCUGGGACAUGAAAUUAAGAUUCAGGAGUCUAUAGAUCAUUAUGGAGGAGUGGUGUGGCCAGCGGCACUGGCCCUCUGCCGAUUCCUGGACACCCAAGCAGGGCAAAAGCAGAUCAGUUUACUGGAUAAAUCAACCCUGGAGCUCGGAGCGGGAACGGGCCUCGUCUCAAUAGUGGCCACACUUCUGGGUGCUAAAGUGACAGCCACGGACCUGCCAGAACUCCUGGGUAAUCUGAGGUGUAAUGUGAACAGGAGCACCCGCGGGUGGCGCAGAUACGAGCCUCAGGUUUCCGCUCUGCAAUGGGGACACAGACUGGAGCAGAUGUUCCCUCGCUCCUCACACCAUUAUGAUUAUAUUCUGGCAGCUGACACCGUCUAUCAUCACGACUGCCUGAGCGAGCUGCUCCAAACCCUGCAGCACUUCUGUCAGAGUGGGACAACUGUCAUCCUCGCAAACAAGCUCCGGUAUCAGUCCGACAGGGCGUUUAUCCGGGACUUCCAGAAAGCUUUUAACACCACAUUACUGACAGAGCUGGAGGAGGUGAGGAUCUACUCUGCUACCAUUAGAAAUGGGUGAAAAAUGCUUAGCCACGCCCCUGCAACCAAUAGUUUGAUGUACAGGUAAAAUAGAAGGCGGAGCUCAAAAAUAAACCUCUCCCCCUUCUUAAUUUUCACUCAGCUACCAUUUGAAUUGGGUGAUAAAUGCUUAGCCACGCCCCUCCAAACUUAUGUUUGCUGUGAGUGAAAGAAGAAAGGCGGAGCUCAAAAAUAAUCCCCCCCCCUUACUCAAAAUUCACUCUGCUACUACUUGAAUUGGGAAAGUCUUAGCCACGCCCCUCCAACCAUUAGUUUGCUGUGAGUAAAAGAUGAGGCAGAGCUCAAAAACAAACCCCGCCCCUACACAUUUCACUUCGCUACUAUUUGAUUUAGUUAAAAAAUCCCUAGCCACGCCUCUCCAACCAUUAGUUUGCUGUUAGUGAAAGAUGAGGCGGAGCUCAAAAAUAAACCCCGCCCCCCAUUCAAUAUUCAGUUUUAGUUGGAAAUAUGUAAUCAUAAAUCUGCUACCACUUGAAUUAGAUAAAAAAAAUGCCUAGACACACCCAUCCAAGCAUUAGUUUGCUGUGGGUCAAAGAUGAGAGGCAGAGCUCAGAAAUAAACCCCGCCCCUACUCAUUAUUCAUUCUAUUACUAUUUGAAUUGGGUGGAAAAUGCCUAGCCACACCUAUCCUAGCAUUAGUUUGCUGUGAGUGAAAGAUGAGAGGCGGAGCUCAGAAAUAAACCCCGCCCCCACUCAAUAUUCACAAACAUACAAAAAACUAUUAGAGAUGACAAAACUAUGGAGUUAAUUUGUUGAUUAUUGUUGUGGAUUAUUAUUUAUUGUUUCUGAACCAUUUUUUUCUGUUGCUUUUCAGACAUGGAAAUGUAUAAGUUACAAUUGUUUUGUAUUGAGUUGUAUUAUUUACUUUGCUUAAUAAUUUUAUUUAUUGAAUUUUUUACGUCUUCGAAAUGAAGUCUAAAGUCUUAGCCACGUCCCUCCAACCAUUAGUUUCCUGUGUGAAAGAUGAGAGGCAAAGCUCCGAAAUAAACCCCGCCCCAUACUCAGUAUUCACACUGCUACUAUUUGAAUUGGGUAAAAAAAAAUGCUUAGCCACGCCCCUUCAACAAUUAGUUAGCUGUAACUGAAAGAGGCGGAGCUUCGAAAUAAACCCACCCCCUACUCAAUAUUUAGUUUAAGUUAGAAACAGAUGAUCAUAACUCCAAUACCAUUUUAAUUGUGUAAUAUAUGCUUAGCCACACCCAUCCAAGCAUUAGUUAGCUGUGAGUGAACGAUAAGAGGCGGAGCUCAGAAAUAUACCCCACCCCUACUCAAUAUUCACUCCGCUAACAUUUGAAUUAAGUGAAAAAUGCUUAGCCACACCCAUCUAAGCAUUAGUUUGCUGUGUGAAAGAUGAGAGGCGGAGCUCAGAAAUAAACCACGCCCCCUACUCCAUAUCAAUAUUCAGUUUUAGUUGGAAAUAGGUCAUCUUUACUCUGCUAACAUUUCAAUUGGGUGAAUAAUGUUUAGCCACGCCCCUCCAACCAUUAUUUUGCUGUGAAUGAAAGAUAAAAGGCGGAGCUCAGAAAUGAACCCCACCCCUACUCAAUAUUCAGUUCAAGUCGGAAAUACAUCAUCAUACUGCAAUAAAACAAGCAAGUAAACAAGUUUAAAGCAUUCAGACACAAAAAAAAUAACAUUUUAAGAAUGAUCAACAUUAUUUGUAUUUAAAAAUGCACAGAAUCAAGACUAUACAGUGUUUAUUUGCAUCUUAUUCAGUUACUGUAUCUAAAGACUGUUUAUUUCAUGUGUGUGUGCUGUAUUGUAUGUAUCUGUGCUUAAUUAUUGCGUUUGUCAAAUCUUGAAUGUGUUUAUUAUAGUGGGGGAAACGGGCUGAGAAUGAUGGGGAUUUUCUGCAGUAGAUUUGGCAGCUAAUAACACUUACAGCUUUCAAAAUAUUUUUUAAUAAGCAAAAUAAAAGCAAUUUUUAAUAAGUAGUGAUUUGUUGGCUCACAAAUAUGAAAUAAAGAGACAGGUUAAUGGAGAUAACAGUGUGAAAUAUUAUGAAAAUGUCUUACCGUGUCUUGAUGGAGGACGCUGCGCUUAAAAAAAUUAAAAGUUAAUAUGAAAUGCAUUUUGUAAUAAAAAGAUGAAUUAUUGUGCUACACACAAAAACAACUGAGCAUAUCACUGAAAACUAUACAUGUAAACAAUAAAAACAAUACAUUAAAGUCAAUAAAAACUCCUGAAUAAAGCCUGAGUGUGAUUAAAUACAAAUAUUAAGUCAGUUCCAGGUCAUUUUAUUCCAUAUCUUCCUCAAAUACAUCAUCAUCAUCAUCAUCAUCAUCAGCACAUUUAACAAAAUAACCGUCUGUCAUUUCUGAAACAUUCCACCAAUAGCAAUGGAUAUAAAAGAACACCUAACUACUCUAUGCAUGAAUUAAAAGGACUUUAAAAUAUUGGCAUUAACUAGAUUUCAUCUGUACUUUAUAAAUACAAGACAUCCAUAAAUAUAUCUGAGGAUAUUCAAGGGUUUCUUAAUACAGACUGAUAUGAGAUUUCCUGAAGAGUGCAGAAACGGACGGGAUUUAAAGAGACAGUACACGCCAAAACAUACAAACAUGUCCGAAUUAAGUGGUGGUAAACAUUUAUGCAUUUCUUUCUUCUGGCAAACACAAAAUAAGAUAUUUUGAAGAAUGUUCUGCUAUUGCAAGAAGAACAAAAGAAACUGAAACAAUCUCUUAUAUCGGUUUUGGGUGAACUGUCCCUUUAAUGAUUGUGAAUUUUUAAGGCCAUUUUAAAGAUCCUGCCAUUCGCAUCACCCUGAACAUCAACAAACACACACACACA